CGUAGCAUUGAGUUUACACGACGCACAUAUAAAUACAAACACAAGUAUGUUAACAAACACACAGAACAAAAUACUAAAAUUCAAAACACCUGCAGAGCUCACGAGACAGAGUACUAGCUCCUUUCAACUAUCAUCAAUGGCUAAUGUUCUCAUCAACAGAAGAACAAGAAGAGCAGUGAAACCAGAGAACGCUAAAUGGAAGAGAUCAGAUUCCAAAUCCAAUACGAGUUCAGAGAAUAGUAACUUCUCAUGCAAGAAGCACACCAAACAUAGACAGUCUCCUGGAAUCUGUUCACUCUGUCUCACAGAGAGGCUCUCUAACUCUAAGCUGUCUCUGAAUUAUUACGACUACACUAAGAAAACAGAUCAAGCGUCGGGGUAUUGCGGCUCAUCAGCGUCUUCUUCUUCCUCGUCGGUCUCGUCUUGCUACUCUUCUUCAUCGGUCUCUUCUUGUUCGUCUCCUUUGCAGUAUCGGUUUAGAUCAGAGAAGAAGAAGGAUGGCAAGAAACAAAGCUUUUUGUUCAGAUUAUUACUCGGAUCCAUCGUAGACUAGUAUUAACUAGUUCUUUUAUUUCCAUCCAUAGUUUUAUAAGUUCAUCUUACUGCUUUCUGUAAAAUUCAUUAUUCUUCCAUCUUUUAUAUUUUCACUCGGCACUGUAAAAAAAAAGAAAAAAAGAUGCAAUAAA
This is a messenger RNA of Capsella rubella, 686 nucleotides long. RefSeq lists its product as uncharacterized. The record is from RefSeq and is a predicted model, not a curated record. Lineage: Eukaryota; Viridiplantae; Streptophyta; Magnoliopsida; Brassicales; Brassicaceae. Bases 47 to 553 code for a protein of 168 amino acids. The transcript has a single exon.